This is a messenger RNA of Chelonoidis abingdonii (Abingdon island giant tortoise), 2394 nucleotides long. The record is from RefSeq and is a predicted model, not a curated record. Lineage: Eukaryota; Metazoa; Chordata; Testudines; Testudinidae.
GUUCGCCCCGGCUCAGCUGAGCGCCGUGGAGCCUGCGCAAGGCGGAGACUGAGGCAGGGGAGGGAGAAGAUGGCGGAGGCAGAGGUUUGGAGUACGUCCUAAAUUGGAAGAGUUAAAAUACUGACUGCAAGUGGGUCCUCCCCAGUCACACCGGUGGAUAUCAGCUAGUGCGUCAUGGCAGAAAGCGAUGCAGCACCAACCAUAUCAAAAAAGUGUGGUCCAUACAUUUCGUCUGUAACCAGUCAUGGCAUAAACUUGGUGAUACGUGGAUUAGUGCUGUUUUUUAUUGGCGUGUUUCUUGCAUUAGUGUUAAACUUGCUACAGAUUCAGAGAAAUGUCACGCUGUUUCCACCAGAUGUGAUCACAAGCAUCUUCUCUUCAGCUUGGUGGGUACCACCUUGCUGUGGGACAGCCUCAGCUGUGAUUGGGUUGUUGUAUCCCUGCAUGGACAGACAUCUGGGAGAGCCACAUAAAUUUAAGAGAGAAUGGUCCAGUGUAAUGCGAUGUGUAGCAGUCUUUGUGGGUAUCAAUCAUGCUAGUGCUAAAGUGGAUUUUGCCAACAACAUACAGUUGUCUCUUACACUAGCGGCGCUUUCAAUUGGACUAUGGUGGACCUUUGAUAGAUCACGAAGUGGCUUUGGUCUUGGAAUAGGAAUUGCUUUUCUGGCCACCUUGGUAUCACAGCUUCUGGUCUACAAUGGGGUUUACCAAUAUACAUCUCCAGAUUUCCUUUAUGUUCGUUCCUGGUUACCAUGUAUAUUUUUUGCUGGUGGCAUUACUGUGGGGAACAUUGGUAGGCAGCUGGCAAUGGACACCAAGGCUACCUCUUGAAACGAGAAAUGUCCUUGAACAGUUGAACAGCAGAGAAAACCAGCUGGAGCCUGUUGCUUCUUAUUUUUUCACCUUUUUAGGAUUCUAAGCAUCUGUUUGUGAAUGUGUCUGAUCACUAGAUGGGAAUUUAAAGCAAAUACACCAUUCAUUAUUUUUAGCACAGUGCAGGCCUUUAAAAAUUACCCUUACGUCUACUGCAAACCAAGCAAACAAACAACGUAUUUGGAACCAGAAAAUCCCCAAAUCCAAAAUAUUGUGGGUGGCUUUGACAUGGUUGUCCAAAGCAUAUGAAAUACAACAUUUUGGAGUUGGUAAUUGGUUUUAGUGAAAUCUCUGAAACCCACAGAUUUAUAUUUGUUCAGUUUCCUUUAAAAUGGAUCAGUAUAGCUGCUUCUAUUUUUUUUACACAGAUUUCUGAGAAGGUGAUAUUUGCCUAUACAGUUCUAUUUUUUUAUUUUAUUAUAUAAAAGAUUCUAACUGUUGAUUUAUUAUGUAUGGAACAAAUUGUGUCUUUGAAACAUGCUGUAGUAUAAUGACUUGAGUUAGCACCGAAGAUACAUAUACAGGGACUAGCAGUCAAUUUUGACUCAGAGUAGAUAAUACACCACCUGUAUAUUAUGUUUAAUGUAGAUUAAUGUGAGUUGCUUCCCUUUGCAUGUAUGUACACAGGUACAAAUAAUUAAGAUUAAUUUCCACUAGAUAUAAUGGCUCUCAUUGUGCACAGUGCCAUAAAAUUCUUCUUUAAUAGCUAUUAAUUGGAUGUAUUCGCUUUGAUGGUAAAGUCCUGAUUAGUCUUGUUACCCUACAGUCACUGUCCCCCUCCCUUAGCCCCUUUUGUGCUUAGGGAAAGAUUUACAAGAAGAGAGUCACAGCUAUGCAGUUUAUUAGCAAAAAAUCAAUGCAUGUAUCCUUUCCUCCUACACAUAUAAAAGGUUCUACAAAACAUAGUGACUCUGCAUAGUGUUAAAAGGAAAGACAUGGGACAUGUUUCCAUUGCUUUAUUCCUCAUCCUCCUUCCCUCAUAUAGAACUUUCACAAGGAACAAUUCACAGGUUUUUGCUGGAUUUCCUUUUACAUCUUUGUUUUCUUCCUCUGGCUUCUGUAUGGGAUAGGAACCUCAGGAUUAUUCAGUGGUAACAUAACACCAUACACUGAGAGUUUACCGGUGCCACUUCAGAUUGAACAAUCUCUUUUAUUGGCUGGUCCCAAAUAUUUUUUUUUGGAAAAGAUUCAGUCAUUUCCCCCCCCAUCUCCAUUCUUUGACCUACUGCAAUCCUAGGCGCUAAGGGCCAGAAUCUCUUCUGGUACUAGCCAGUGUAGCUUCAUUGACAUCUGUGGCACUAUUCUGAUUUACAUCAGCUGAGGAUUUGGCCCCAGAUUUUUUUUGUUUUUGUUUUUAUAAUAAUAUUUUUUUUGCAAACGUUAAUUACAGAUGGGUAAAGUCACAUAGAAGCUAAUGUCUAAGGCCAACCCUUUCAAAUCAGGGUCACCCAGAGCGGGGGGCAAGUGGGGCAAUUUUCCCAAGACCUCACAGGGGCCCCAUGAGCCCUGGCCUGGCGGCGG